Molecule: messenger RNA, 3040 nt
Organism: Gopherus evgoodei (Goodes thornscrub tortoise)
Lineage: Eukaryota; Metazoa; Chordata; Testudines; Testudinidae
Product: zinc finger protein 585A-like
Exons: 3
Coding region: 61-1722 (553 amino acids)
Biological process (GO): regulation of DNA-templated transcription
Source: RefSeq, a predicted model, not a curated record
UUCACCGAGGGGCAGGGGGCUCUGCUGGACCCCGCUCAGAGAGCCCUCUACAGGGAUGUCAUGCAGGAGAACUACGAGAUGGUGGCCUCACUGGGAUUUCCCAUUCCAAAACCUGACCUGAUCGCCUGGCUGGAACGAGGGGAAGAGCCGUGGGUCCUGGAUAUUCAGAUCUCUGAGGAAUCGGAGAUCCCGAGAGGCAGCUGCAGAGCAGUUGAUGAGACUAUGAUGAGUGAGAGCAAGGAGAAGAAUCCACCAGAGGAAGAUCCCGAGAAAGUGGAACUGCAGGGGAACUUUUUGAGAGGAGCUGAAGGGAAUUUUUCCCAAUCCUUGGAACAGGGAAAAGCUUGGAGGAGUCGGCAGAGAUCAGAGAGGCAGCUGGGAAACCACCCAAUAAAGAAAGUGGAUGAAUCCAUUGAAGGUGGGGCAGGAUGCAAGGACCCCAGGGAAACCACAGCCCUGCAGACAAAUCACAAGGAAAGGAAACCUUAUAAGUGUCUCAACUGUGGGAAAAGUUUCAAUCAAAAAUCAAACCUUAUCACUCAUCAGAGAAUCCACACAGGAGAGAGACCGUAUAAAUGCCUGGACUGUGGGAAAAGCUUCAGUCAGAGCUCACACCUUAUUGCGCAUCAGAGAGUACACACAGGAGAGAGACCCUAUAAGUGUCUCAACUGCGGGAACAGUUUCGCCCAGCGAUCCAUCCUUAUCAGACAUCAGAGAAUCCACACUGGAGCUAAACCUCACAAAUGCCUCGACUGUGGGAAAAGUUUCGCUCACAGAUCAACCCUUAGUUCACAUCGGAAAAUCCACACAGGAGAGAAACCCCACAAGUGCUUGGACUGUGGGAAAAGCUUCAUUCAGCGAUCAGCCCUUACUACACACCAGAAAAUCCACACAGGAGAGAAAGUCUACAAAUGUUUGGACUGUGGGGAAAGUUUUACUCAGCGAUCAAACCUGAUUUCACAUGAGAUGAUCCACAAAGGAGAGAAACCCCAUAAAUGCUUGGAUUGUGGGAAAAGCUUCCGUGACAGCUCAGACCUUCUUAAACAUCAGAGAAUCCACACAGGAGAGAGAAUCUACAAAUGCCCCAACUGUGGGAAAAGUUUUACUCAGAGAUCAACCCUUACGAGACAUCAGAAAAUCCACACUGGAGAUAAACCCCACAAAUGCCUCUACUGUGGAAAAAGCUUCAUUCGGAGAUCAACCCUUACUACACACCAGAAAAUCCACACAGGAGAGAAACUCUGUAAAUGCUUGGACUGUGGGGAAAGUUUCACUCAGCAAUCAAAUCUGAUUUUACAUGAGAUUAUCCAUAAAAGAGAGAAACCUCAUAGAUGGUUGGAUUGUGGGAAAAGUUUCAUUCAGAGUUCAAACCUGAUUUCAUGUGAUAUGAGCCACAAAAGAGAGAAACCCCAUAAAUGCCUGGAUUGUGGGAAAAGCUUCCGUGACAGCUCAGACCUUCUUAAACACCAGAGAAUACACACAGGAGAGAGAAUCUACAAAUGCCUGGACUGUGGGAAAAGUUUCAUUCAGAGAUCAACUCUUACCAGACAUCAGAAAAUCCAUGCUGGAGACAAACCCCACAAAUGCCUCAACUGUGGGAAAAGUUUCACUCAGAGAUCAACCCAUAUUAGACAUCAGAAAAUCCAUACUGGAGAUAAAUCUCACAAAUGUCUCAACUACAGGGAAAAGUUUCAGGCAGAUAUCAGGCCUAAUUUCACGUGAGAUGAUCUACAAAAGAGAGGAAAGCCAAAAAGGCUUGGACUGUGGAAAAAGCUUCAAGAACAGCUCAACGCUCACUGAAACACCAGCGACACCACACAAGAGACAACUCUUAGAAAUACCUUGACCGUGGGAAAAGAUUCAUUCAGAGCUUACCCAUUAUCAUACAUUGAAGGGUCCCCACAAGAGAGAGGCUUUGAAUGUGGGGGAAGCUUCAUUUGGUGCUCUAGGAGUAUAAAGCAGCAGCAAACCCACCCAGAGUAGAGACCCCUUAGGGCAGGGGUUGGCAAACUACGGCCCGUGGGCCAGAUCCUGCCCCUCAGGGCUUUGGAUCCGGGCCACAGGAUUGCCCCCUGUGGUGCCGCAGACCCUGCGCUGCUCUCAGAAGCAGCUGGUACAACAUCCCUGCGGCCCCCGGGCAGGGGGGCAGAGGGCUCUGUGCGUUACCCUUGCCUCCAGACACCGCAACCCGCAGGAUUCCCCUGCCAUGGAGAUAAGGAAAAGGACACUUGGGCCAGGCCCCACCUUCACUCUACACACCUGUCCCCACCUUCCACCUGCCCCUGGGCUGGGCUCCCCCACUCCCUGCAGGGGGAGUGUCCCUGGGUGCUGGUUACACCUUCCCUCCCCAAAUCCCCCAGGGUGCUUGGCUCUGGAGGAUCAACCGUUAAGGGAACAAGGUGAUGGGUUCUGGGAAGAACACUGGGGAUUGAAUGGCUGGGGCUGGUUUAGCUGGGAAGCAGGGGGAGCUGGGUGCUGGGGCUAUCGAGUGUUUGGGGAUGAUGGGAUCAGAGGUGAGGGAGAGCACAGGGGUAGAGAGGUGCUGCCUCAUCACUCACCCCCUCUGCCCCUCUUCCCUGCCCCCGCUGCAUUCAGACAGCACCACUGAGGGGCUGAUUCCCACAGGGCCUUUUGUGUGGGGAGAAGUAGUAGGGAUUAGCUAGCACAUAUCCUCUGCCCCUCCCCCAUUCUUUCUGGUCAAACUGACCCUGAGCAUCUUACUGAUUCUGAGCCCCCAUUAGCAAAGUGAUUGUCUCAGUCAUUAAGUUCUCCUGCGGGGAUCUUGUCCCCUUCCCAGAUCCUCAUCUUACUGUCCUCCAGGGUGCUUUGUGGAAGGCUGGGGCUAGCGCACCCUGUGACAGACUGAACUUUGGGUUGAAGAUCUAGUUUAUCAGCUAGAAAAGGGAACUUCUAAUGAGGGUAGGUCCUAGUUCAACCUUUCUGAUUUUGGUUUUGCACACGACCAUGUGACUCCAUCCCUCCUGUUUCUGUUUGGGUCUCUUGUCUCUCUUCAAAUAAAUUUCCUUUUCUUUUGCUGUCA